AUGCGACUUGCGCUGGUGCUCUAUUGUUGCCUGCUCUGCUUGACUUUUGUUCAUAUCCAUGGAACGCAGGCAUAUUCACCACCAAAAGCACCACUGACUCUGCCACUUCCAGACGAGAGUCCUAGGCGUGCUCCACCACCGCCCAGACCAAUACCCAGACCACCGCCUCCAAGGCCAAAACCACCACCGCCAAGGCUAACGAUACGGCCUUUCAGACCAACACCACCGCGAUUUGUUAGACCUCCUACUGCACCACCCAUCAGGAGGCCAACUAUUCCACCACCCAGGCCCACCAGAAGACGUCCCAUAACAAGGCAACCAACCAGGAGGAUCCCAAAACCACCAGUUACCCGAAGACCCACCGCCAGGCCAACUAGGCCACAUGCGGUGCGAACCACUCGAAAAUUUCUGAUCUGGUCACGUGCACCCACCAGAUUACUACCGACUAGGCCAAAUAUAAGGCCCACCCUGUGGACCAGGCCGCCAGUGCGUCCUCCAUUGCCAACGGUGCGUCCAACGCGCUCAAGAGUUGGACCCACUCUAUGGACAAGACCUCCCAUUAGAGUCACAGUACGUCCCACUCCUAGACACCCAAUCAGACCCACAAUUAGGCCUACAAAUCGAGCAACUCUAUGGACACGACCUCCGGUAAGACCUUCAAAUCCCACAAGGUCUCCAGUUCGAGCCACAAAACCCACUUUAUGGACCCGACCUCAAGUUAGAACUACAAGACGACUGACUUUCAUUUUCAACGAUCCCACAAGAGAACCUCCUACACUAAGACCAAUUCCCAACACUAGAGCUCCACAUCCGGAUAUAACUCGAUCCACAAGACGUGUAAUUUUUAUAUUUCCCAGGGACAACACCUCUAUAGCUCGACGUCCUAAUUGGACUGUACAUCCAACAGGACGAACGAGAACUACUUUAAUAGCUUAAAUCCUAUAAGUACGCUGGUAUAAUAUAUAGUAGCUGAAUACAUAUAUGAUCUUUAAGCAUUCUCUGCAAGCACGCGAUGAUAAAUAUUAUAUAACUGAGAAGUCAGCUAAUGACCUUAAAUAUCAAGCAGAGGCACAGAUGGAUAGGCUAAUUAAAUAUUUUGAGUAGCUGGAUUGUAGGCUUUCGGAUAUCCUAUCUUUAUAAAAAAAAAUAUAUAUAUUUAUAAAAAUAAAUAUCUUUAUAUGAAAUCGGAAUCUGUUAAUUGAAAAUCCAAUUGAACCUAAAUACA
Messenger RNA from Drosophila simulans, 1225 nucleotides. Its product is annotated as extensin. The transcript has a single exon. The record is from RefSeq and is a predicted model, not a curated record. Lineage: Eukaryota; Metazoa; Arthropoda; Insecta; Diptera; Drosophilidae. The coding region runs from base 1 to 936 and encodes 311 amino acids.